GCCGUCCAAUCUCUUCUUAAAAGCCUCCAGUGAUGGAACAUCCACAACUUUGUUCCUCUUUGUUUCUCUACCAAGAUGAAUCUGCGUUCUGUAUUUACUGCAGAACAACAGAGGAUAUUGCAGCGUUACUAUGAAAAUGGAAUGACAAAUCAGAGUAAAAAUUGCUUUCAGCUCAUAUUACAGUGUGCACAAGAAACUAAGCUGGACUUCAGUGUAGUCAGGACGUGGGUUGGAAACAAAAGAAGAAAGAUGAGCAGUAAGAACGCCGUGGAUUCUGGAGGAAGCCCAUCAGCCACGACCAGCAGCACAUUGACAAUGCCUCCGGAAGUGGCCGUUCAAAACGUGGUCAGCAUAGCCCGUUCCCAGAGCCAGCAGUCCUCGUGGACGUCCUCCAAUAACGACGUCAUUGUCACCGGCAUCUAUAACCCGGCUACUUCGUCUGGCAGACUGGUCUCCACCAAACAGACUAACUCCUUGAUGAGCGAUAUGCAUAAAAAUUCCCUGUCAAGGCCGGCCGGGAAGAGCGAUCCCGAAUUCCAGCGGCAACACAUCGCAGUGACCCGCCAAGCUCCCCAUUGUAAAAACGCGUCGCUUUUCCUGGGCGAGAAAACCAUCAUCCUCUCCAGGCAAACCAGCGUGCUGAAUUCAGGGAAUUCUAUUUACAACCACACGAAGAAAAGCUACGGCGGCUCGUCGGUUCAGACGGCGGAAUUAGUAUUACCUCAAAAGCCCGUCUUGUGCCACCGGCCGUACAAAGUGGACCAGGUGGGCUGCCAGCGGUUGCAAAAGCCAGAGCACCCCAUCCUCGCUUCUUCCGUGCCAUCCGGGCAGAGAUCUAACGUUAGAGACCCUUCCUGUAGCACCCACAAUUUGGAAAUCCGAGAGGUUUUUUCCUUGGCUGUUACUGACCAGUCUCUGGGAGGAAGUCGAGAGAAGGCCCUGUCAUCUUCCGGAGAAGGCAAUUGCCUGUCUAUCGCGAUGGAAACCGGGGAUGUGGACGAUGAAUACGCCAGAGAGGAAGAGUUGGCCUCCAUGGGCGCCCAGAUACAAAACUACUCUCGGCUAAGCGGCACGUCCCUCCGCGUCGAGAAUCCGGGAUCUGGUUUUUCUGGCUCAGGCAGGAGCAUGAGUUGCAAUUCGCACGUGCUGAACGCGAGGAACUUGCACAACAAUAUCUUGUAUCACAACAGAGACUAUCGUUUACCUCCACGGACUUCGUUGCACAGCACAUCCAGUACGCUCUAUAGCAAUCCCUAUCCAUCAAGAAGUAACCUUUCUUCUCAUUUUGCAGCAUCCAAUCAACUAAGGCUAUCUCAGAACCAAAAUAAUUAUCAGAUUUCAGGAAACCUUACUGUGCCUUGGAUUACUGGGUGCUCCAGGAAAAGAGCAUUACAGGACCGUACACAAUUCAGCGACCGAGAUUUAGCCACCCUUAAGAAAUACUGGGAUAAAGGCAUGACCAGCCUUGGAUCGGUUUGCAGAGAGAAAAUUGAAGCCGUUGCUGCAGAAUUAAAUGUUGACUGUGAAAUAGUAAGGACUUGGAUUGGAAAUAGGAGGCGGAAGUAUCGUUUGAUGGGCAUUGAAGUGCCUCCUCCACGAGGGGGGCCUGCCGUUUUUUCGAGUCAAUCUGAUUCCAGUGAUAAAUCGGUACCCAUUCCAGGCGAUGACCCCCUGACUGAUAUAGGAGAUGAUAAUGACAGGAAUGAUGAAGUGUCCAUCUGCUUAUCGGAAGGAAGCUCCCAAGAAGAACACAAUGAAAUUCUUCCAAAUGAAGGCAUUGGCCACAAAGAAGAGGACCAUGCUACUGUAUCUUCAGAUAAUGUGAAAAUAGAAAUAAUAGAUGAUGAAGAAAGCGAUAUGAUAAGCAAUUCUGAAGUGGAUCAAAUGAGCUCUCUUCUGGACUACAAAAACGAGGAAGUAAGGUUCGUUGAGAGUGAACUGGAGCAUCAAAAACAGAAGUAUUUCGAACUCCAGACUUUCACGAGAAGUUUGAUACUUGCUGUCAAAACAGACGAUAAAGAUCAGCAGCAGGCACUUCUAGCCGAUUUACCUCCAGAAUUGGAAGAGAUGGAUUUCAAUCAUACAUCUCCAGAACCCGACGAUACCUCAUUCAGCUUGUCAUCUUCAUCCGAAAAAAAUGCCUUGGACAGUUUGUAAUCUUUUUUUGACAAAGGAAAACCACACAGUAUAGCUUGUCUAACGUGUAUGUUUUGAACUGAUUACGUUGGGUUAACCAAUAUCCUUAAAUAUGAAGGAAGACAUAGAAUGGGAAGGCCUGUGAGGCCAAUUGUAUAUCGAGGGCAUUUUGAUAGUUUCUGCAGAUUCAGAGUUUUGCUGUUGACAAAUGUGAAAACUACUUGAAAGCUGCUUCUGGCAGCUCUCUCUUGAUGAUGGUACCUUCAUAAUAAUAUGAACUUAAUAAUAAACCCUUGACCUAAGGAGAGCACCGAAGAAUGGAAGAAUAGUAGUGAAUUCUGUUAAUAACUUCCUAAUGUUAAUCCGUCAGUCCUACAGUGUGAUAUUUUGCCUUUUCUUGUUCUUUUCUCCUUCUCAGGUAGAUGGACUGAUCACUGGAAAUUAUAGGUUUCAAGAGAUCAGUGGGGAUAAUUUGGGCCUUCAUUCAAAUGAUGAUCAUUCUAACCAGGGAUCAAACAAAGAAUUGUUGGUCUUUCUUUUUUCUUUUUUUUCUGUAUAUAGCAGCAAAUAUCUUCUCUUCAUUUUAGGAUGAUGAAAUAUUCUGGAAUAUUUUCAUUACUGAAAAAAGCAAAUCUAUUUAUCUUAGCUCUAAUAAAUUAUUUUGUGUAUAUCAGCAGGUGGAAAUUCCAAACAAGCAAGGAAAAACACUUGACUCUUUUAAGUGCACAAUUCAGAAAAUACAAUUUCCAGUUGCACAGCCUUCCCCUUUAGUAUACUGUAGAGAUUGGUAGUAAUAAUCCCCGUCAUGCUGCGAAGAUCCAGUAUAUAUCCAUGUCUGAAGGUCUGGCAGAUUUGAGGCUUACUUACAAGUGACUGGUCCAUGAGCCUCAUAUAAAAAAAAGAUGAAAAUGCGGAAAUUGUUUCUCAAGAGAAGAAGAAAAAAGCUUCAUACGUGGUGUGAGAAAUAUUGAUAAGAAUUCCCUCGAAGGGGAAAUAUAUUUCUGGACUUUUAAUGUGGAGCAAUUACUUAGUCCAUAUACUUAUUAAGAUAAUUGCUUUUUUUAAACAAACAAACCACCUAGCUAGCAAGCAAACACUAAUUUAUGGAUUAGCUCUGAAUAGGAUUUAGCAAAUGUACAACACAUUUAUGCAGCCAGGCUUAAAAGUUAUUUUGAUCGAUUUUGUUAAACAAUUAGUAGGCCGUGUAGACCUGAACUCAGUGAGAAAUACAUUGGAGUUUUCCAUCUUUGCUGUGUGCAUCAAAAUCCUCAGAAUAACCUUGAACAGUCCAAUGCAUAAUUUUCCUCUUUUUCAACUACUGCUGGAAACUUUAAGAUUAAUGUUUUUAAUCUUAAACAAUUUUUUUUUAGAAUUUUGAUCUAAAGUCAUGUAUGUUGUGUCUUAAAUAGGAUAAUGAAAAUGUUACUUACCAAUUUGUAUGCUUUGUUCUUUGGGAUAGUAUUUAACCAAUUGAUUAGGUGCUUGUCAAAUCCAUGUUGACUCCAAGCGACCAGGUAGAUAGGCUUUCUCCAGGCUAAGAGGUCCUUGGUGUGUGGCCUUGAAGGCCUUCUCAGUGCUUCAUUCACAAAAAUGUAAGAUAAAUAAGAGAUGCUCCAUUGACGCCCCAGAGCACAAACCUGGAAGACACUGGUUUUACAUAUAAUGGAAAUGUUGGCAAGAAAACUGCUGUGUAAGAAAAUUGUCCCCCCUCUUCUAAAGUCCCCUUGUAAGUUACUCUUAAAUUCCAGCUCACAGCUUCUUCAUCUUAGCUGCCACCGCCUCCCUGUCUCUUCCUUCCUUUGCAUUUUAUCUCUCUGCUGUCUUUCUAGUUGCUCUCCAAGAGUGAAAAAGCACAGGAGAGCAGGAUUGCAACUUUUAGCCUAAGAAGAUCUUGGCACAGAGGAAAAGGUUUUGCAAGUUCACAUCUCAUAGAGGAGAAAUUAAAAGGUUGUUUUUUCCCCCCUCCCCUGUCUAAUUUGCACCUCUGGGUGAAAGCGAAUGUACUUGACUAUGAGCAAUGAUGUAUUUCCUCUCAAGUAAAGAUAAAAAGGGUGGUGGGAUUGGCCACCGUUCCGCAUCAAAAUCCGAUGCCAAAGAAGGCUGUAUUCUUUUGGCCCACAUAAAUUAUGCAAAUUUAUUUGACACGGGAUAAUUAUGGCUUCUUCUUUUUUAGUACUACUCUUGUUUGCUUUCUGGAAAGGGGUCAGGAGAAUUCUGAUGUUCCCUUACCUCUGAACACUGGGAAACUCACGAAGCCGUACCUCUCGCUUCUGAGUUUUCAGCAAGCAUUCCUUUAAAAAAAGUUUGUAUAGCACAAUUAGCAGCAAUAAAACUAAACUACAUGAGAUUCUCAAGAAGCUGUUCUAUGCUCACUGCCACGUUGAUUGUCACGUCUGGCAUGACAUGGCCCUUUGUGGCUUGUUUCUGGAGUCAUAAAAUGCAGCUUGAAGUGCUUGUUGUCCAUAUGAACAGUCAACACUACAUGCAUUU
Molecule: messenger RNA, 4626 nt
Organism: Notechis scutatus (mainland tiger snake)
Lineage: Eukaryota; Metazoa; Chordata; Lepidosauria; Squamata; Elapidae
Gene: HDX
Product: highly divergent homeobox
Biological process (GO): regulation of transcription by RNA polymerase II
Molecular function (GO): DNA-binding transcription factor activity, RNA polymerase II-specific; RNA polymerase II cis-regulatory region sequence-specific DNA binding
Source: RefSeq, a predicted model, not a curated record